UGAGAGACUGAGAGAAGAAGACAGACUGAGAGAGUUGGCCACAAUACUUGAGCAAGAGAAAGAGAAACUCAUUGAAGAAGAAAAGAAGAGGAAAAAGAAAGAGGAGGAUAGACUGACCGAACUGGCCAAAGCAGCUGAAAAAGAGAAAGAGAGACUGAUGGAACAAGAAAAGAAGAGAGAAAUGGUGGAGGGAGAGAUAAAGAGAAAGGAAAAUGACUUGGCCAAAGAACUUGAGAAAGAGAAAAAGAGACUGAUGGAAAAAGAAAGGAACAUGGAAAAGAUGCAGAGUGAGAGACUGAGAGAAGAAGACAGACUGAGAGAGUUGGCCACAGUACUUAAGCAAGAGAAAGAGAAACUCAUUGAAGAAGAAAAGAAGAUAGAGAUCAAGAAAAGGAAAGAGGAGGAUAGACUGAUAGAGCUGGCCAAAGCAGCUGAAAAAGAGAAACUGAUGGAAGAAGAGAAAAAGAGCGAAAAGCUAAAGGACAGAACACGGCCAAGGGAGAUGGCCAAGGUACUGGAGAAAGAUAGAAUGGUGGAAGAAGAAAGGAAGAGAGACAUGGGGGAGAGAGAGAGAAAGAGACAAGAAGGUCUGUUCAGAAAGUUGGUCACAGCAUUCGAGAAAGAGAAAGAGAGACUGAGGGAAGAAGAAAGGAAGAGAGAAAUGGUAGAGAGAGAGAGAAAGACAGAAGAAGGCCUGUUAAGAGAGGUGGUCAUAGCGUUCGAGAAAGAGAAAGAGAGGCUGAGGGAAGAGAGGAAAUUGGAGAUCGAAAGACAGAGAGAGGAGGACCAUAGGCUGGCCAUGGUUGUUGAGAAAACGAAAGAGAAGCUGGUAGAAGCAGAGAGAAGAAGAGAAAAGGUGAUUAGAGAGACAAAGAAAUGGGAAAACAGACUGACAGAGUUGCUCGCAGUGAUUGAAAAAGAGAAAGAAAGACAGAUGGAAGAAAAAAGGAAGAGACAACAGUUGGAGAUUGAGAGAAAGAAAGAGGAGGACCAAUUUAGAGAGUUGAUCAAAGUUAUUGAGAAAGAGAAGGUCAGACUGAGGGAAGAAGAAAGCAGGAGAGAACCAGUGAAAGGUGAGAGAAUGAGAGGGGAAGAACAAUCAAGGUAUUUGGCCACAGUAACUGAGAAAGAGCAACUGAUGGAUGAAGAAUGGAGGAGAGGAAAUAUGGAGAAAGACAGAAAAAGAGAGGAAGACCCUCUGGUUGAAUUGAAGAGAGAGAAUGAGCCAUACAGAAUGAAAGAAGUCAUGACUAAAAAAUAGAGAGAGACAGAAGGCAAGAAGACCAACUGAGACAUUUAGAAAUUGAGGGGUUCAAAGAAAAGGAGAAACUGAUUGAAGAACAGAAAAGAAACAAAAUGGACAGAAAAAUGGAAGAUGGGAAAGUUGGGGAUUUGCAGAUAAAAAAGGAACAGAAUGAAACAGAAAAAGCAAAACAGAUAGAGAAAGAGCUUGACAUUGAGAAGAGGUGUGAGAAAGAAACACUGAAUGAAGAGAUGAAGGCAACAGACACGGAGAGCCAGAGCAUGAGCGAAGAAACAAUGAGGAAGAAAGAAAGAAAGAACAACGGAAUUGAGGUGGUGAGUGAGACAAAGGAAGACAAAAGGAAUGAGUUGAACCCUUCAACAGACAUACAGAAAGUGAGGCUGGUGGAAGAAAAUGGCAAGAGGGAAGAGAUGGAGAGCGAAAGUGAGAAAAAACACAUUAAGCAGAAGCAGAAAGAAGCAGGAAAAAAGACAGAAGAAGAGUUGGAAAUGGAGAGGAAGAGGGAAGAGAAAAUUAGAUGGGAGGAGCUGAGAAGGAAAGAGCUUGAGAUUUGGAGUGAAGAGACGGACAGAAAGUGGCAUGACAACCUGCAAACGCAAUGGCGAGAGAUAGAGAGAGAACAACAAAAACAGGUAGAGAAAGAGCUUGGAAUGGCAGAAGGAGAUGAGAUGGAGAGCGAAAGUGAGAAAAAACACAUUCAGCAGAAGCAGAAAGAAGCAGGAAAAAAGACAGAAGAAGAGUUGGAAAUGGAGAGGAAGAGGGAAGAGAAAAUUAGAUGGGAGGAGCUGAGAAAGAAAGAGCUUGAGAUUUGGAGUGAAGAGACGGACAGAAAGUGGCAUGACAACCUGCAAACGCAAUGGCGAGAGAUAGAGAGAGAACAACAAAAACAGGUAGAGAAAGAGCUUGGAAUGGCAGAAGGAGACGAGAUGGAGAGCAAAAGUGAGAAAAAACACAUUCAGCAGAAGCAGAAAAAAGCAGGAAAAAAGACAGAAGAAGAGUUGGAAACGGAGAGGAAGAGGGAAGAGAAAAUUAGAUGGGAGGAGCUGAGAAAGAAAGAGCUUGAGAUUUGGAGUGAAGAGACGGACAGAAAGUGGCAUGACAACCUGCAAACGCAAUGGCGAGAGAUAGAGAGAGAACAACAAAAACAGGUAGAGAAAGAGCUUGGAAUGGCAGAAAGAGACGAGAUGGAGAGCGAAAGUGAGAAAAAACACAUUCAGCAGAAGCAGAAAGAAGCAGGAAAAAAGACAGAAGAAGAGUUGGAAACGGAGAGGAAGAGGGAAGAGAAAAUUAGAUGGGAGGAGCUGAGAAAGAAAGAGCUUGAGAUUUGGAGUGAAGAGACGGACAGAAAGUGGCAUGACAACGUGCAAACGCAAUGGCGAAAGAUAGAGAGAGAACAACAAAAACAGGUAGAGAAAGAGCUUGGAAUGGCAGAAAGAGAAGAGAUGGAGAGACAGAAAAUCAAUGAAGGGGGGGCCCAUGGGACACAAAGAGUAGAGAUAGAGAAACAACAAAUGGGAGCAGAAGUAAAGUCUCCCCACUCACAACCUUCAGAUGACUCUGCUAUUCACAAUGUGCAGGGCCAAGCUCAAUCUGAUCAGGAGGUCCCCCCUGAGAAGAAUAUGAAGGACAAGAAAGGGUCCUUCCUCAACUCCAUGGGGAGGGCCUUAAAAAAGACCAUGUACUGGAGCACUGAGCUAGCUGAGCGCAGGAGGCAGCGUCAGCUCGACAAGGAGAGGAGGUUCGAGGAGCAAGCUGAGCUCAGGAGGCAACAUAAGUUCGACAAGAAGAGGGAGCUCAAGGAGCAAGCUGAGCUCAGGAGGCAACAUAAGCUCGACAAGGAAAGGGAGCUCAAGGAGGAAGAUGAGCUUUGGAGGCAACAAAAGCUCGACAAGAAGAGGGAGCUCAAGGAGCACGCUGAGCUCAGGAGGCAACAUAAGCUCGACAAGGAAAGGGAGCUCAAGAAGCAAGCUGAGUUCAGGAGGCAACAUAAGCUCGACAAGGAAAGGGAGCUUAAGGAGCAAGCUGAGCUCAGGAGGCAACAUAAACUCGACAAGGAAAGGGAGCUCAAGAAGCAAGCUGAGCUCAGGAGGCAACAUAAGCUCGACAAGGAAAGGGAGCUCAAGGAGCAAGCUGAGCUCAGGAGGCAACAUAAGCUCGACAAGGAAAGGGAGCUCAAGAAAAAGUGGAUGUCCUAAAACAGGGUGUCCUAAAACUCUGGCAGAAACAGGCAGAGAAACACGCCAGAGAAUAAGCUCUCCAUGCUGCCAGAAUGAAGAAAGCUUAGACUCCAUACACUCCUCCUCAGACGAUGCCAAUUUCUUCAAGUCCGCCGAUGAUACAGGCUUUCCCGACGGCUGCAAAGACUGCUGCCUCAGCAACGGGAGCUCAAACUUAACUCUCUACUCCGGUCUUGGCUGUCCCAAAGGAGAAUGCACAGACUCCCAGUGCUGUCCCAACACCGGUUAGUGUUCCACAGCAUAACACAACAAUGAGAGCUCAAACCCAACACACUACUACAGUCUCCUCCAACCGAAAGGACAAUGUGCAGACUCCCAGUGGUGAUUCAAUGCCGGCUACUGCUUCAAAGCAAAACUCAAACAUUUCUGAUGCUACUAUGCCAGUGGCUACUGGCAUGAAGGCGAAAGCAAAGACCCACAAUACUGUGCCUGGGACUGCCAAACGUAAGGGAAAUGGACGGAGCCAAAAUGGCACUGCCUGCCUGAGCAAUGCCUCCAAAGGUACCCAGUCUUCAAGAUAUAAACAUGGAUAUGGAAAUAUCUAUAGAUUUAUAUAAAUAAACAAUCAAACAAACAAACAAAUAAAUUAAAAUUUCAAAUGCACCUUUUUAUUGUGUUUUUUGAACCCCACACUAGAGUUUAUUAAAGGAGCAACAGACUUUUUUGUUUGGGAGUAUUUUGGCCAUCAGACAUAUGGCCAAAAUAUAUGUGAGAUAUUACCCCUAGCAACUGUCCUGUUCAUGUGCAUCACAACAACACACUGUGGUCAAAGCUGCACAGUUCCCCUUGCUAUUUAGGGUCACGUAAAAUGUUGACACCUACUAAAGCCUGCGCCGACUAUCAUGUC
Clupea harengus (Atlantic herring) is the source of this 4348-nucleotide messenger RNA. RefSeq lists its product as uncharacterized. Lineage: Eukaryota; Metazoa; Chordata; Actinopteri; Clupeiformes; Clupeidae. The record is from RefSeq and is a predicted model, not a curated record.